Aquila chrysaetos chrysaetos is the source of this 3197-nucleotide messenger RNA. Its product is annotated as sodium/nucleoside cotransporter 2-like. The transcript is spliced from 16 exons. Gene Ontology annotation, molecular function: nucleoside:sodium symporter activity. Gene Ontology annotation, biological process: nucleoside transmembrane transport. The coding region runs from base 1187 to 2974 and encodes 595 amino acids. The record is from RefSeq and is a predicted model, not a curated record. NCBI's taxonomy places the organism in Eukaryota, Metazoa, Chordata, Aves, Accipitriformes, Accipitridae. Gene Ontology annotation, cellular component: membrane.
UGUGUCCCUGAAACAGCGGUGGGCCUGGUGGUCCUCCUGAUACCUGCCAGGGUCCUGGUGAGGGGUCCCUGAGCCCCGGGGAGCACUGGGGGUGCUGGAGGCCCUGGAGGAUGUCUGGGGACCUGGGUUCCGACCGUGGCCCUGGGUCCUGCCCUGGUGCCGAAGAACCACGAGCCCAGGGAUGUGCCGGGGGCCAGCACAGCUCAGUGGUCCCCCCGGUGGCUCCACUGGCCCGUAGAGCCCACCGCCACCUUCAGCUGCUGUGGGGUCCCACGUUGAGGGGGUGUUCUCCAAAACUCCUCACCUCCACUCGUUUCAUUUGGGGCUGGGUUGGUCCCUUCAGUGGAUCCUAAUUCUCACACUGCAGGGAGCAGGCUGUGACCCUGCUAUCCCCACCUUUUCCACACAAACCUCUGCGGCUCUCAUCCAAAGCAAGGACAUCUCCUUACUCGCUCUCCUCACACAGAAGUGCUCCUACAGUCAAUAGCUGCCUUCUCUGCAACGUCUCUGCUCUUCCCUCAUCCUUCUCCAGGUAGAGGAAGCUGGGAGGGUGUCCAAAUGGGAUGCUACAAGGGUUCCUGCCCUGGCAUAACACUGGUUCUUCUGGCUUUGCUGGACCAGUUCUCCCAGUAUGAUCCUCUGUUAGGACCAGUCCCCAUGCAAACUACCAUUUAUUCCUACCCAUUGCUCCUGCACUGUACUAGUUAUCAACAUGAAAGGACCUUCUUCCUUAUCUUACUCAGUUGCACCAAGAGCCCUCGAUGAAGGAUGCAGCUACAUUUAUUUUUUGCAAAAUCCCGUUUGCAAAGGGGCUAACAGAGGCUGGCAGCUACUGCCACCAACUUGGAGGAGAAGUACCAGCUCUCCCUGCUGCAUCUAAUCCUCGCCUGUAAUUCCUUGGAAGCAUGGAAGAGCAAAAACCUUCCAAGAGUUACAGAAGAAUAGGGAAGUCAGCACACCAGCCCCAUGGCUUGAGGACCCCAUGGAAUGGUCCCUGGAUGUGCUGGUGCAGGAACUGCUCUACAUACCUACUGCAAAGGGCAUUCUCCUCUUGGAGACCCAAAAUUGAAAAUGGGGGCUGGACAUUGCUCCUUCCCAGAGGUGAUUCUGUUGUUCUCUCCCCAGCCAGCGUUGGUCCCUCGCAGUGCUGCUUCUCUAAUGCAUUGAAGCUGCAGCACUUCUGGACAUGGAAGAAAACAAGAUAACCCUGGACAGCCUUGAGAAAGGCACAGAUAACCCGGGUUUCAGCUCCGUGGGGGAGGAGAGACUCUAUGAUGAAUGUGAUGGUCCAUGUGGUGAGAGCAAAGAGGAGAGGAGAAGAGAAGGGAAAGGGAGAUUCUCCUCCUGCUGCAGGAAGGCCCUGCAGCCAGCAUCCAAGGCAAAGCGCUUCUGCAAGGCUCAUGCCAAGGUGUUGAGAAUGGUUGUCCUGGGGCUCCUUGGAGUAGCCUACCUGUGCUACUUUAUUGCGGCCUGUUGGCUCAACUUCCAGCGAGCCCUUGCCUUGGUUGUCAUGACUGCUGUGGUUGUCUUCUUCAUCUGCUGGAGCCUCUUCAAGAAGCACUGUGGGGCAAAAGUAAUGCUGCUCCUCAGCCCUGUUUGGAAAUGCUUCCAAAAGUCCUGGCCGUGGCUGAAAUGGCUGCUGUGGGUGGCCCUCCUGGGAGGCCUGAUCACAUGGCUGGCUUUGGACACCUCCAGAAAUCCAGAGCAGCUCAUCUCAUUAGCUGGCUUCUGCUUUUUGGUGCUGUUCCUGUUUGCCUGCUCCAAGCACCAUGGCGCAGUGUCCUGGAGAGCUGUUUUCUGGGGCCUUGGCAUAGAGUUUUUAUUUGGACUCCUCAUCCUCCGAACAACCCCUGGCAUCCAAGCUUUCCGGUGGCUGGGUGACCAGAUCCAGUUCUUUCUGGGCUACACCACAGCUGGCUCCAGCUUUGUCUUUGGGAAUACGCUGAUUGAAGAAGUCUUUGCCUUUCAGGCUCUGCCCAUCGUUGUUUUCUUCAGUUGUGUGAUGUCCAUCCUCUACUACCUCGGCAUCAUGCAGUGGCUCAUUGUCAAGAUCUCCUGGCUGCUUCAGGUCUCGAUGGGCACCACUCCCACUGAGACCCUGAGUGUGGCAGGGAACAUUUUUGUGGGACAGACUGAAGCCCCGCUGCUCAUCCGCCCGUACCUUGCCGACAUGACCCGUUCAGAAAUCCACACUGUGAUGACUGGUGGCUUUUCCACCAUUGCAGGCAGCGUGAUGGGUGCCUACAUAUCCUUUGGGAUAGAUGCGGCAUCACUGAUUGCAGCCUCCGUGAUGGCUGCGCCCUGCGCCCUUGCCAUGUCCAAACUCGUCUACCCCGAAGUGGAAGAGUCCAAGUUCAAGGGCAAAGCAAGCAUCCGCCUCUCCAGUGGGCAAGAGCAGAACAUCCUGGAAGCUGCGAGCAACGGGGCUGCUGCCUCCGUGGGGCUCGUGGCCAACAUUGCGGCCAACCUCAUUGCCUUCUUGGCGGUGCUGGAGUUCAUCAACUCUGCCCUGCGCUGGUUUGGGGAGAUGGUAGACAUCGAGGGGCUCUCCUUCCAGGAGCGAGCUGAGCGCAUCGCCACCUUUGCACUCUGCGGAUUUGCCAACCUCGGCUCCAUUGGGAUCAUGCUGGGAGGCCUGGCCUCCAUGGUACCCCAGCGCAAGGGCGACUUAGCCUCUGUUGUGCUGCGAGCCCUGCUCACCGGCUGCUGCGUCUCCAUGCUCAAUGCCUGCCUGGCAGGUCUCCUUCAUGUGCCAACGGAGGUGGGCGACUGCGUGACCUUCCUCAGCACCACCAACUUCAGCUCCACCAGCUACACCAUGUACACAUGCUGCAAGCAGCUCUUUGCCAGCUCAGUGCUCACGAAUGGGACGGUCUCCUUCACAGGAGCCUGGGCCGGCCUAGCAGAGAGCGUGCUAUGCCUGACACAGUGCUGCGGGCACUACAACCACACGUCCUGCCUGGGGACAACCUAGGAACAUGCAGGCAGCUGCCCGCUCUGGGGCUGAGGGCCUGGGAGCACCAGGGUCUGCAAGGCCUGGCCCCAAAGGUAGAAGAAACCCUGGCAGAGACCUGUGCGUUUUGUCUUCUCCGCUCCAAUGAUAAUGGACAGCUGCGUGCACCUUGCAGCCAGCACCCUUAGGUGCUGGCCUCGUGGACACAAGGGAACUGCUCCCAAAUAAAUCAUGGAAAUCCCCA